This is a messenger RNA of Cannabis sativa, 2111 nucleotides long. Its product is annotated as 2-oxoglutarate-Fe(II) type oxidoreductase hxnY. The coding region runs from base 208 to 1167 and encodes 319 amino acids. The transcript is spliced from 12 exons. The record is from RefSeq and is a predicted model, not a curated record. Lineage: Eukaryota; Viridiplantae; Streptophyta; Magnoliopsida; Rosales; Cannabaceae.
CCUAAAUGGUUUUCGCUCUAAAAUUUGAGUUUAAAGAUUAAAUAUAAACUGAAUGAGAGUUGGAAUAGUUGAACCGCAAAUUACUGGUAAAUACAUAUUAAAAAAAUAUAAUUAAUGCAGCGUGGUGAAGCAGAAAUGUAUAAUCAUCAAUGGCGGAACCGUGAUCAAUCAAACCAAGUGUUCUGAGCUCUUACAAAGUAGAAAGAUAUGACUUUGACGACGGAGCUUCUGAAACUUCCCAUCGUCGACUUAUCCUCCCCUGACCGCUUAUCUACGGCCGCUACAAUCCUACAGGCUUGUACGGAUCACGGGUUCUUUUAUCUGGUGAAUCAUGGAGUGGAGGAGGAGCUUUUCCAGAAGGUUUUUAACGAGAGCAAGAAGCUUUUCUCACUCCCCUUGGAGGAGAAGAUGAAGUUGGGUCGCAAGGAUCAUCGAGGCUAUACCCCACUUUUCGCUGAGAGUCUUGACCCUGAUUUGGCCCCCAAAGGGGACCCCAAAGAGAGCUAUUAUAUUGGUCCUUUGGAAGAAGAUUCUGCUCCAGUUAAAUUGAAUCAGUGGCCUUCUCAAGAAACUCUACCUUCUUGGAGACCUACAAUGGAGACUUUCUACAGAAAACUUGCGUGUGCUGGGAAUAAGUUGCUUCGUUUGAUUGCCUUGGCACUGAAAUUGGAGGAGUCUUUCUUUGAGAGAAUGGGAGGUUUGGAUAAACCAACAGCUUAUCUUCGCCUUUUGCGCUAUCCAGGUGAACUUGGAUCCGCUGAUGAAGAUGUAUGUGGUGCUUCAGCUCAUUCAGAUUACGGAAUGAUAACUCUUCUUGCAACUGAUGGUGUUCAAGGACUUCAGAUCUGCAGGGAAAAAUUCAAGCAACCACAGGUCUGGGAAGAUGUUCUUCAUUUGGACGGAGCACUGAUAAUUAAUAUUGGGGACAUGAUGGAGAGGUGGACUAACUGUAUGUUCAGGUCGACACUGCAUCGAGUGAUGCCAGUAGGGCAAGAGCGUUUUUCUGCAGCUUUCUUCUUAGAUCCUAAACAUGAUUGUCUGGUGGAAUGCCUAGAAAGUUGCUGUAGCGAGUCCUCUCCUGCAAGAUUUCCCCCAAUUUUAAGUGGCGACUACCUCAAAGAGCGAUUUAGGCUGACCUAUAAGUCAAAUCUUGAAAGCAUAGUCUAAACGAUCUAAGGCUGCUUAUCACGGUAGUAGUGACGAGAUAACAAGUCUUAAGCAGUGGGAUUUGAGGAUCUUGUCCUCAACAAGAAAAUUUAUUGAGGUGCUUGGAGUAGCAAGAAGGUGUUCUUAACAACUGAGGUAAGAAGAGUGGACAUCUGUGCACAGGGUGUAUGUUGAAACAUACAACUAUAUUAUGGGUUUGUAUUUACAUGUUUUAUUCUAUGGUAUUGUUGUUUUAUGCUAAUGUUAUUAGUGUGUGAUAGUGAUAAGGCUUUUGACUGAUUGUGUGAGGAUAGCACUUAUAGGAUAGGUUUUCUGCUGCUGGUGUGAGCAUAGAACUGCAGGAUAUAUUUUUGGCUGCUUGUAUGGGUUUACUUGCAGGUUAUCCUUUCAUAGGUGAGUACAACUUGUGAAAAGGAAUUACCCUAUUGGAUGCCGAGUGUGAGAACAGCACAAGGCAGGGUAAGUUACACUUCAUGUCUGAUCAACAUGAGUGGGAGUAGAUUAUCGUAUGUGAGGACAAUGUGCGAUAAGAUACUAUGUGUUAUGUGUGUGAGUAUAACAUGCAUUAAGAUUACAUUGUGAUAUGAUGUUAUAUUGUAUUUGAGAAUAGUAUGUGAUAUGAUAUGUUAGUAUAUGUAUGCAAGUAUGGUAUGAAUUGAUUUGAUGUUGUGAUAUUGUUAUACUUAUGACUAUGUUAUCUGGUUGGGGGGGUUAUGUCCUACAUAGCUCUUCUUACUGGGCGUUAGCUCACGGGUACUCUGUGUGCAGGUAAAGGCAAAACUAUAUAGUGAGGGUGGCGAGCUCGAGGCGUGGAUUACAUGUUAGGGGAUUGUCACGAUGUUUUGGUUUAAGAAUAUUUCUUUAAAGAUUAUGGCUCGAUUACUUUUGUAAAAAUUAAUGUUUAAAAAUUUGUAAAUGAAUCAAGUGUUUUUGUUUUAAAAUAA